AUGACCCGUCCCAAAGGCACUCUGAACAAGCAUCCCCGACCAGUCAAACCCAAGAAGGUCAAGCCUCCCAGACCGAUCACACCAAAGAAACCACGCGUAUACGGACCAAGACCCAUCCCCGGACCCAACGGCAACAAGCUGAAACAAGUACAAUACUUCCGGUUUGCUCACAACGACAUCGCCAUCUACCACUACCAAGCCUCCUUCAUCCCAGUCCUCAAACUACGGUCCCUGCUUGACCGCAAGGACCACGGCUUCGUCUGUGCCCUUCGAUCCGACGACCCUUUCCGCAAGAAACCCGUCCCACCUGGCGACGAAGUACCACCCGACUGCCUCGAGGUCAGCUACCUGGCCAAUGUCUUCCAACUCGGCGGCUCAGCGCUCGGUUUCCGCACAGGCGACAAUGUGAUAGAGUGGCUGUGCUUUGACAGAGAUAUUAAAACCAGUAUUCUGGAUAAGCUCGAUGUCAACACCGCAACUGCGAAAAUGCUGUUUGAGCAUGUCGCUGAUAUUGAGAGAUCGCCAUUCACGAGCAAGUGGUCGAGGAAAUUGGUUUGGACGGAGCAUAGGGAUUGGUAUGAUGCUUUGACGAGGGCGGGGCGGAUACAGAUGCGGUUCGCCAUGUCGUGGAGGGGGUUUGGCGAGAAAUUGAGGCAGGAGCAUUUGAGGAAGUGGGUUGCUGCUGGUGGGACACUGACCGCCGAGGGGGAGGUUGUGCGGGAUGGGACGCUUACCACUGAGGGAAUGUUUGUGCGCGAUGCGACUCUGACCACCGAGGCGGACGUGGUACGCGAUGACAGAGCAGAGACUAUCACGCAGGCUCGCCAGCGCGAUACCGCUAGCGCAGAGACAUUCGGCCGACGCACACCCAUAUUCCGCGAUGAACCUACCAGUCAGCAGUUCGUGUCGCCACAGUCUUGCAGGUCGAAGAACUCCCGAUCGUCAAGCACUUCUGUGCUCAGCGACCGAAGCACAAACACACGACAGAAACAACCUCUCCCAUCAAUGCCCAAGAAAUCGAAAGCGGAGCUACUGCUAGAAGGCAAGUACGUUUGA
Messenger RNA from Alternaria rosae, 1056 nucleotides. RefSeq lists its product as uncharacterized. The record is from RefSeq and is a predicted model, not a curated record. The transcript has a single exon. Bases 1 to 1056 code for a protein of 351 amino acids. Lineage: Eukaryota; Fungi; Ascomycota; Dothideomycetes; Pleosporales; Pleosporaceae.